Molecule: messenger RNA, 1023 nt
Organism: Mollisia scopiformis
Lineage: Eukaryota; Fungi; Ascomycota; Leotiomycetes; Helotiales; Mollisiaceae
Exons: 1
Coding region: 126-863 (245 amino acids)
Molecular function (GO): oxidoreductase activity, acting on NAD(P)H
Source: RefSeq, a predicted model, not a curated record
CGAAAUGAUAUAAAAUGGAAGUUAUGCCUCGAUCCUGAAGGAAAGGUUUACCGCUUUAAUCAUCGGAAUCAGAAACCUCGACUCAACUUGAAGAUCACUCCCCUUUGCGCAAGAUUUAUAUCAAGAUGUCCGUGACUUACACAAGGAUGUCUAAAGUUCCUACGCACCUCACCGCCGUCUUCGUGGCCAAGGGCAAACCUUUCGAGCUCCAGAGUCGUCCCACCCCCAAAGCUGGCCCAAGCAAGCUUCUCAUCGCCGUUAAAUUAGUGGCCCUGAGUCCAGAAGACCAUAUCAUGCGUAGCCAAGGAUUCUUUGUGCCUUCCUACCCUGCUAUCUUAGGCUUCGACAUCUCAGACUUGGUCCUCGAAGUCGGCGAUGAUGUACCUACCGGUACGACCGACGACGGCACUGGCCUCUUCUUUCAACCAGGUAUUACUCGAGUCGCAGCUUACUCGGUUGGCUUCUGGAAAUUCGGGGACCAGGAUUAUGGAAGUCUUCCAAGAACGGUGCUUUGUUCCCUGGCAGCAUGCUGUGACAAGGAUUCUUCCUUCGCCGCUGUGUACGCGACCGCUGGGUUAGCGAAUGCGAAGUAUGUGGCCUCGUUGGGCGCAGAUCGUGUCUUCGAUUACAGAGACCUCCAAGUGGUGGACGCCAUAGUUUCGGCGGCCAUGGGAGACGGCGUUGUCAUCCGGCAAUGCUUCCUUGCUAUGGGAGAGCUCGCUCCGUGUCAGGCUGUGCUCAAAGCUUUUCUUGGGGGUGAUGGACACGGGGAGAAGAAGAAGGCAAAGAUUGGCUCAGUAUCUUCUAUACUCCCAGGCGCGGAAGUAGUGAUCGGGGUAGAAGCUAUCUUCGUACAGCCGUAGACAGAGGAAGGGAAGAGGCUAAAACAGUUCCGGUAUUGAAUUGGGAUGUGGCUCAGAGACAGCCUUGCUGCAGGACUUAUCACGCCGAGUCUUGCGCCGAGGGGUGUGGGAAAGGGCUUAGGGACGAUCAAUGCUGGGUUGGAAAUAUUGCUUGAGGGAG